CUGUCCCCACCCGGACCAGCUCCUCUGAGAGCGCGGAGGGGCAAUGCUAGAGGACUUGCGCCUAGGGGUACCCCUCCUGCGCUCCCGCCCCGGGGGCAGAGGCUAGUGUCACGCUGAGCGGGAACUGGCGGCAGAAGACCGGGUACCGUGCCCAGAAUCCCGCGGAAGUUUGGAUCGGCGUAGACUGUGGGCCUACGGACCCCAGGAGUGGGCGCUGCGGCGUUGAUCUGUUGCGGCCGAGAGGCGGCGCUGGGCUCAGGUCCCCGGAGGGCACGCGGGUCUCGAAAGGGGGCGCCCGAUCCCGGGUCUCCAGCGUCGCUUCCCGGGAAGUUUCAAGUUUGAAAGUCCUGGCGAAGGGGCGCGGGCUUCCGGAACCGGAGUGGUCGAGAGGAGGGGCCGGCGCGGCGCUAUGGAGGAAGGGGCGCCGCGGCAGCCUGUGCCAGGCCAGUGGCCUCCAGAGGAUGAGAAAGAGGCGAUCCGUCGUGCCAUCCAGAAAGAGUUGAAAAUCAAGGAGGGCAUGGAGAACCUGCGGCGAGUGGCCACAGAUCGCCGCCACCUGGGCCAUGUGCAGCAGCUGCUACGCUCCUCUAACCGCCGGCUGGAGCAGCUGCAAGGCGAGCUGAGGGACCUGCACGCCCGCAUCCUGCUGCCUGGCUCUGGGCCUGGCCAGCCUGAACCUGUAGGCUUGGGACCUCAGCCACGGGUAGAGCAGCCAAAGGCCCGGCACCUGGAGGCUCUACGGAGACAGCUGCAAGUGGAGCUGAAGGUGAAGCAGGGGGCUGAGAACAUGACCCACACGUGUGCCAGUGGGACCCCCAAGGAGAAGAAGCUCCUGGUGGCUGCCCAGGAGAUGCUACGGGACAGCCAGCUGAAGGUGGCCCUGCUGCGGAUGAAGAUCAGCAGCCUGGAGGCCAGUGGGUCCUCUGAGGCAGGGCCUGAGCUGCUGGCUGAGGAGCUGCAGCACCGACUGCGCAUUGAGGCUGCCGUGGCCGAGGGUGCCAAGAACGUGGUGAAGCUGCUUGGUAACCGGAGGACACAGGAUCGCAAGGCAUUGGCAGAGGCCCAGGCCCAGCUCCAGGAGUCCUCCCAGAAACUGGACCUCCUGCGGCUGGCGUUGGAGCAGCUGCUGGAAGGACUGCCUCCUGCCCACCCUCUGCGGAGCAGAGUGGCCCGGGAUCUGCAGACUGCAAUGCCUGGGAGCCCCCCGCCUUCGGGGACACUUGUGAAGCCCAUCGCCCUGACAGGGACCCUGCAGGUUCACCUCCAGGGCUGUGAGCAGCUACUGACAGCUGUGCCUGGACGUUCUCCGGUGGCUGCUCUGGCCUGCAGCCCUUCUGAGGGCUGGCUUCGUACCAGGGCCAAGCAACAGCGUGGCGGAGGCGAGCUGGCCCGUGAGGUGCUGGCUGUGCUGAAGGUGGACAACCGCAUUGUGGGCCAAACAGGCUGGGGGCAGAUGGGCGAGCAAGCCUGGGGUCAGACCUUUGUCAUCACACUGGAGCGAGCCCGCGAGCUAGAGAUCGGGGUGCGCUGGCGGGACUGGCGGCAGCUGUGUGGUGUGGCCUUCCUGAGGCUUGAGGACUUCCUAGACAAUGCCUGUCACCAACUGUCCCUCAGCCUGGUGCCACAGGGGCGUCUCUUCACCCAGGUGACCUUCUGUGAUCCUGUUAUUGAGAGGCGGCCCCGGCUACAGAGGCAGAAGCGCAUUUUCUCUAAACGCAGAGGCAAGGACUUCCUGAGGGCUUCCCAGAUGAACCUCAGCAUGGCGGCCUGGGGGCGCUUGGUCAUGAGCCUGCUGCCCCCUUGCAGCUCCCCAAGCACAAUCAGUCCCCCCAAAGGGUGUCCUCAGAUCCCGAUCACACCUCAGGGGACAUCCAAACCUGCUUCCCCCAGUAAUUUGCUGCCCAAGAAGAUCCUCUUGGCAGAGGAGAUGAAGCCCCCACCCAAGCCCCCUCGCCUCUACCUGCCCCAGGAGUCCACCCCUGAGGAGACCCCGCGCACCAAACGCCCCCACAUGGAGCCCAGGACUGUACUUGGACCAUCUCCACCAGUCUCCCCUAGCAGGAAACCACCUCAACUUCAAGACUUCCGCUGCGUGGCUGUGCUUGGCCGGGGACACUUUGGGAAGGUCCUCCUGGUCCAGUUCAAGGGGACAGGGAAAUACUACGCCAUCAAAGCACUGAAGAAACAGGAGGUUCUCAGCCGGGAUGAGGUAGAGAGCCUGUACUGCGAGAAGCGGAUCCUGGAGACUGUGGGCCGCACGGGGCAUCCCUUCCUGCUCUCCCUUCUCGCCUGCUUCCAGACCCCUAGCCAUGCCUGCUUUGUGACUGAGUUUGUGCCUGGUGGUGACCUCAUGAUGCAGAUCCAUGAAGACGUCUUCCCUGAGCCCCAGGCCUGCUUCUACCUGGCCUGUGUGGUCCUGGGGCUCCAGUUCUUACACGAGAAGAAGAUCAUUUAUAGGGACCUGAAGUUGGAUAAUCUUCUGCUAGAUGCCCAGGGAUUCCUGAAGAUUGCAGAUUUUGGGCUAUGCAAGGAAGGGAUUGGCUUUGGGGACCGGACAAGCACCUUCUGUGGCACCCCAGAGUUCCUUGCUCCAGAGGUGUUGACCCAGGAGGCAUACACGCGGGCUGUGGACUGGUGGGGGCUGGGUGUGCUGCUCUAUGAGAUGCUGGUGGGCGAGUGCCCCUUCCCAGGGGACACUGAGGAGGAGGUGUUUGACUGCAUCGUCAACAUGGAUGCCCCAUACCCCCACUUUCUGUCCGUGCAGGGGCUUGAGCUCAUUCAGAAGCUCCUCCAUAAGUGCCCAGAGAAGCGCCUGGGGGCAGGUGAGCAGGAUGCUGAGGAGAUCAAGGUCCAGCCAUUCUUCAAGACCACUGACUGGGAGGCCCUGCUUGCCCGCACCAUCCGGCCCCCCUUCGUGCCAGCACUCUGUGGCCCCGCAGACCUGCGAUACUUCGAGGGCGAGUUCACUGGGCUCCCACCUGCCCUGACCCCACCUGGACCCUGCAGCCCCCUUAGUGCCCGCCAGCAGGCUGCCUUCCAGGACUUUGACUUUGUGUCAGAACAAUUCCUGGAGCCCUGAGAGAUGCUCCUGGCAUUCUCUGUCCCCUGCCCAGAUGGUUAAACCUUGUGCUCACCCGCUUGUGUGCCCUGCAUGGAGGCCCAGGCCUUGCCUGGUAUUUAUGAGCCCUUGUGUCUUGUGGUGGCAGCCAUGGGGUUGCUGUCAGAGGCUUUGCUCAGUGUCAUUUGGAGAAGCGUGUCACUGUUUCCUUCUGCCUACCCUUCUCCUGCCUCCCAGCUAGACCCAGACCAGCAAGGAUGCCACAGUGAGGAGUGGUUUGGUUUUCUUUUUAAUACUUGUUUUAUGUAUGAUUAAACUUGAAAAUUGUG
Messenger RNA from Otolemur garnettii (small-eared galago), 3387 nucleotides. RefSeq names its product protein kinase N3 (gene PKN3). The record is from RefSeq and is a predicted model, not a curated record. The transcript has 22 exons. Bases 410 to 3079 code for a protein of 889 amino acids. Gene Ontology annotation, molecular function: protein serine/threonine kinase activity; ATP binding; small GTPase binding. Lineage: Eukaryota; Metazoa; Chordata; Mammalia; Primates; Galagidae. Gene Ontology annotation, biological process: protein phosphorylation; signal transduction.